Messenger RNA from Dioscorea cayenensis subsp. rotundata (Guinea yam), 3972 nucleotides. RefSeq names its product DENN domain and WD repeat-containing protein SCD1. Gene Ontology annotation, biological process: regulation of Rab protein signal transduction. Gene Ontology annotation, molecular function: protein binding. The transcript is spliced from 31 exons. Gene Ontology annotation, cellular component: cytoplasmic vesicle. Lineage: Eukaryota; Viridiplantae; Streptophyta; Magnoliopsida; Dioscoreales; Dioscoreaceae. The coding region runs from base 126 to 3788 and encodes 1220 amino acids. The record is from RefSeq and is a predicted model, not a curated record.
GCCAAAGUCCUCUUCCGAUCCCCAAAGAGAACUCCUCAUUCGAAGCUGGGGAUCACCAUCGGAGCUUGGAUCUCGGAGCAGCAGCGAAGGAUCUCUCCAAACCCUAGGCGGGAGAGUGAGAUCCAAUGGCGUCUUCCUCGCGGAUCUUUGAGUACUUCGUGGUUUGUGGCCUGGGGCCGGAGAUCCGGUCUUUGGACAUGACCAAGGGCUUCCAGGGCACUGGCGUCAUGUAUAUGCCCUCGUUUCUCGAUCAGUAUCCGGCCUCCAAUCACUCCAUCUACCCUCCUCCUCCUCCUCAGCUCCCCACUUGCGUUCUUCCAGCAGGAAUCGAAAUUUAUUCUUCAGGGCUUGACUCGAAUGAUCUUUCAACUUAUCCCCGAAGUUAUCCUAUUGUUUUAACAGAGGGGGAUGGUUCCAAAAUUUAUGUGAGCUGUAUUGCUUUUCGGGAUCCAAUUUGUGAAGACAUUGCUGAAGCAUAUCGAAUUCCAGAAAACUCCUAUGCUGAUAAAUGCAUUUGCCUUGUAUCACAUUCACCAAGUUUUCAAGUCCUUCGAGAUGCACUUGAAGAACUUUUCAUUCUUUGCUUUUCUCCUACUGGGAGCAGCAAGCCACUGUGGGAAGUCAUAGCAUAUAUGGUGUCGAAUGUUCCUUUGCCCACUCCAGGAAAAGAUAGAGUAAUGUUUGCUAUUGAGAACUGCCUUCUUUCUGCUGAGGCUCCAUCUAAGGAGAGACUCCCGCAUGCAGAUAUUUCAUUCCAGCCGUUGGUGCAGUGCUUGGAUGUUGAUAACUUGAUUAGACUUUUUACUGCAGUGUUGCUUGAAAGGAGAAUAUUACUGCGAUCCAAUAAGUAUACCCUAUUGACUCUGGUGUCAGAGGCCAUUUGCCAUUUAAUUUAUCCCUUCAGGUGGCAGCAUGUUUAUAUUCCACUACUAUUUUUUAGUGGGGUAGAUUACAUUGAUGCUCCCACACCCUACAUGAUGGGACUUCAUUCUGACGUUGACACAUCUGGCUUGGCGAUUGAUGGUGUUGUUGUGGUAGAUCUUGAGCACAACAGCAUCACUACUUCAGAAGACAUACCUUCUAUCCCAGAUCCUGAGUUUAGUUUUUUACGUGGUGAGAUUUUGAAACUGCUCCAUCCAAAUGUUGUUGGGAUAGAUCAUAUGAAGAUAAAUUUUGGUGUUAUUUCUGAGCAAUAUGCUGGAUGUGGCCGCAAACCCUGGGGAGGAGAGCAUGAUUUUCAACUAAGGCUCAUAUUCUUAAGAUUCUUUGCUUCAUUUCUCAGUGGUUACCGCAAUUUCAUUGAAAUUUCUGCAACAAAUGUCUUCAACUCUCAAGCAUUUGUAAAGAAGCGUUCCCGCUCGACUAAUCAACCAAUUGAUUCCAUGACCAUGAUAACACAAUUCUUAGAUUCUCAAGGUUUUCUGGAUUAUCUGGAAAGAUGCAUCAAUUCAGAUGAAAACAGCAACAAUCUUCUCGACAAAUUACAAGAUGCAACUGGGAGGGGUCAAAAUCCUACUAGCAUAUUUCCCUCCGCACUAGUAGAGCCUGAGGUCAUAACUAUAGCUGAAACUGAUGCAGAUGAUGGUGGAGCUUCACAUGGGGAGGUUGCCAAAUACUGUUAUGAUCGGUUUCCUUCAAACAUUAGAACUGAGGAGCAGGAAGAAAAACGGAGGUCAAUUUUGACUUCAGUCAGUGGAUCUGGAAGGCAUACUAUUAGCUCGCCCUCUGUUCCAAAUGGUAUGGAUCCAAAAGCUGAAAGUCUGAGUCCCAGGGAGAGAGCUGCGGAGAGGGAGAGGAUGGUCUUGGACAUAAAAGUGAAGCUGCAGGGAUUAUGGUUGCGCCUUCUAAGGCUUGGAGCAUCUGAAGACCCUCUUUCAUCAUUUGAAUAUGGCACUAUUCUUGCUUUGAUUGAAUCUGACGCUGAAGGAAUUGGAGGAAGUGGGUUUGUUGAAUGUAUUAGAGAGCAUAUUCAUUCGGGUUGGCAAUGCCGUUUAACUGAUGAACAAUUUAUCGCGGUGAAGGAAUUGCUUAAAACAGCAAUAAAUCGGGCUAUCUCUCGCAAUGAUAUGAUGACUGUAAGAGAUGCCCUUGAAGUAUCUGCUGAGAUGUACAGAAAAGACUCCAGUAAUGUUCCGGAUUAUGUUCAACGUCACCUUUACUCUCUCUCUCUAUGGGAUGAGCUGAGGUUCUGGGAUGGGUACUUCGAAUAUUUAAUGGACCGUUCUUCAAACAAGUUGGCAAAUUAUGUAUCUCUUGUGACAGCUCAACUCUAUUUAAUGGCAGGCCACAUGGUUAGAUUGGGACUUUCUGAUACAGAUGCUUGGCACAUAAUUGAGACAAUUGCAGAGAAAAACAACCUUGGAUACAAGCAGCUUAUAAAACUCAGGGGUUUGUUAUCACAUAUGCAACAACUUCGGGUUGGGUACUGGGGCCCAACUGGAAAGGCUCAGUCAUCAUUAACGUAUGGCUUGCCAUCCCCACGUUCUCAAGAUGCAGUGGAUGAUAGUCAACAACCAGCUGAAGCAUCCGGUUUGGGUCGGAGUUGGGUGCAAAGCAUGUUUAGCCGUGAUAGAAGUAUACGAUCAAAUUCUUUCAGCCGAGUUCGCAAAUGGACUUCAGAUGGGGAUGGUCAGGCUACACCUGAGGUUGGUGCUUCUCCUCGAAAGACAGAGCUUCCAACUUCUGGACAGAAAAAGUUGCAAUCCAAUGUACGGGUUCUCAAGGGUCAUACUGGUGCUGUUACCACUCUACAUUGUGUCACGAGAAGAGAGGUUUGGGACCUUUUUGGUGACCGUGAAGAUGCUGGUUUUUUUAUAAGUGGAAGUACAGACUGCACGGUCAAAAUAUGGGAUCCCAGUCUUCGUGGUUCUGAACUUAGAGCGACACUCAUAGGGCACUCAAGGCCUAUUCGUGCAAUAAGCUCUGAUCGUAGUAAAGUGGUAUCAGGAUCUGACGAUCAAACUGUCAUUGUCUGGGAUAAGCAAACAUCUCAACUUCUGGAAGAGUUAAAAGGGCACAACGGACCGGUCAGCUGUGUUAGGAUGCUGUCAGGCGAGCGUGUCCUUACUGCCUCUCAUGAUGGGACUGUGAAGAUGUGGGAUGUGAGGACUGAUACUUGUGUCGCAACUGUUGGUCGUUUCUCAAAUGCAGUUCUUUGCAUGGAAUAUGAUGACACUACUGGAAUCUUGGCCGCAGCAGGAAGAGAUGUGGUAGCAAAUAUUUGGGAUAUCCGUGCUGGUAGGCAAAUGCAAAGACUACAAGGGCACACUAAAUGGAUCCGGUCUAUAAGGAUGGCUGGGGAUACUAUACUUACUGGUAGUGAUGACUGGACAGCUAGAAUGUGGUCUGCUUCUAGAGGAACUUGUGAUGCUGUUUUAGCUUGUCAUGCUGGACCAAUUCUAUGCGUUGAAUAUUCGAUGUCAGAUAAAGGAAUAUUCACUGGUUCUGCUGAUGGACUUAUACGGUUUUGGGAAGCUGAAGAAGGAGGUAUUAAAUGUGUUAGAAAUUUAACACUUCAUUCAGCUUCUAUUCUAUCCAUAAAUGCGGCAGAACACUGGCUGGGUGUUGGUGCCGCUGAUAAUUCAAUGUCCCUCUUUCAUCGUCCUCAAGAAAGACUUGGUAGUUUCUCCAGCACUGGAUCUAAAAUGGCAGGAUGGCAAUUGUACAGAACACCCCAAAGAACUGUUGCCAUGGUUCGAUGCGUGGCUUCAGACCUUGAUCGGAAAAGGAUAUGCACCGGUGGACGUAACGGAAUGCUUCGGCUAUGGGAGGCCACCAUAAACAUAUAGUCCAUUGCAGGAUCCAUGUCAGUACAGUUAAUACCCAACCUCGUUUUCCAUUAAUAAACGAAUUAGUUUUCUAUAUAAGUUUUCUAAUUUGUUUCUCUCAUAGUUGUUAUGCUUUUGCUGGUUUAAUUUUAUGUGCAUUAUAUACAGUGUUUUCCAUUAAUAAAUGAAUUAGUUUUCUAUGUUA